Labrus mixtus (cuckoo wrasse) is the source of this 1412-nucleotide messenger RNA. It is a transcript of the gene grinab, whose product is annotated as glutamate receptor, ionotropic, N-methyl D-aspartate-associated protein 1b (glutamate binding). Gene Ontology annotation, biological process: negative regulation of apoptotic signaling pathway. The coding region runs from base 196 to 1233 and encodes 345 amino acids. Gene Ontology annotation, cellular component: Golgi apparatus; membrane; endoplasmic reticulum. The record is from RefSeq and is a predicted model, not a curated record. The transcript has 7 exons. Lineage: Eukaryota; Metazoa; Chordata; Actinopteri; Labriformes; Labridae.
UGUUAGAGGAAGAGCAAAAAAAAAAAAAAAAAAAAAGAAGGAUCGAAGAGGGACAGAAGCUGCGAUCAAACAAACAGCACAAAUAACUGGUCGGGAAUCGAGUUGGGGGUCAAAACUUCGAUUGCGGGCAAGUUAUUUGCAUGCUUUUAAUUCUCUGACACUGCAGUCAGUCUCUGCUCCCGAUCUGAGACGGAGAUGGCAACCGAGAAGACUGAGUACACUCCCGUGCAGGGGGGACACUCUCCACCAUCGCUCCCUGGGCAGCCAGCGUUUCCUAUCGGGUUUGACAACAUGAAUAUGCCGGACCAGAACACGUACGGAGGCCCCGCUGUGCCUGGUGGUUUCCCUGUUCCCAGUGGUCUACCUUUCCCUCCACCUACUGCCUUUGGACCGGGUGUUCCCGGAGCUUUUGGGAUGCCUAUGCACCCCCCAGGAUACGGUGAAAAACCCUCCUCUCCACCUUAUUUCCCACCAGACCAGGGCAAUGUUGGUAACUACAGUGAUGAUGUUUACCGCAGUGAGGAGGACCCACCCCCCUUUCAUGAGAACCAAGACUUUGAUUUUGGAUUAGAUAACAAGAGCAUAAGAAGAGCCUUUAUUCGAAAGGUGUUCUUGGUGUUGACGGCUCAGCUGAUGGUGACAUUUGCCUUUGUGGCUGUUUUCACCUUUGUGGACCAAGUCAAGGUGUUUGUCCAAGUGAACACCUGGACAUACCUGGUGUCCUACGGGAUAUUCUUUGUUUCCGUUUGCGUUAUCAGCUGCUGUGGAAAUGUACGCCGAAGACAUCCUUGGAACCUGGUUGCAUUAUCCGUUUUGACUCUGAGCAUGUCCUACAUGGUGGGAAUGAUCGCCAGCUUCCAUGACACUGAGUCUGUGGUGAUGGCUGUGGGCAUCACAGCAGUUGUGUGCUUCACAGUGGUCAUCUUCUCUCUGCAGACCAAGUGCGACUUCACUUCCUGCCAUGGUGUGCUCUUCGUCUGUUUAAUUGUCCUGAUCCUCUUCGGCCUCCUCUGCAUCAUCAUCCGUGACAGGAUCCUGCACAUCGUGUAUGCUGGGCUGGGAGCUUUACUCUUCACCUGCUUCUUGGCGGUGGACACACAGCUGCUGCUUGGCAACAAGGAACUGUCCCUUAGUCCAGAGGAAUACGUCUUCGCUGCUCUUAACCUGUACAUGGAUAUCGUCAACAUCUUCCUCUACAUUCUCGCCAUCAUUGGAAGGGCCAGGGGAAGCUAAACAGGAGGAACAAAAGAUUCAGCAUCAGAAGAAAACAUUUUUGAGUUUAUAGCUAGAAGUGAUUUUCCAUAAUCCUGAUUUCUAUCUUGUCUUGUAGUGUGAACUGACCACAUAGUUUAAAUCAUUUUUGUCUUCACUCUGUAAAUGUUCUUUUCUAUGGUAAUAUAAAUAUAUCUCUA